AUGGAGCCCGCAACCUCCCCGUACUCACCUGUAAGGUGCUCUGCUCGUAGCACCGCCGGCGUGCCUGCGCCCAGCGACGACAUGGUGUACUACGGGCCUGGAACCUCCUCCCCACGCCCCAACGCUCGCCAUGCUCGUGGACCGUCGCCCUCUGCUGCGGGCGCGCGCAGAGACGACCCGGACACCGAUACAGAAUAUUUGCCGUGGGCGGACCGCCAGGAUGAGCGACUGGACGUCGAAGACGACGAUGAGGAAGAAGACAACUGGAUGCCGGAAGAGGAACCUGUGGACGAGGAUGCGGAGGGUAACCCUGCUUUACCUCGCGACGUUGCCGCUAUGUGCACUCAAGCGCAACCAAUCAUAUCCGGCCGCUCCGUCGACCAACCCAUGCCCCUUCAUGCUUUCCAUCCGCCCGUCCGCCUCCCCCCCUCCCCCCCUCCCCCGUGUUUCGCAGCGGAGCAGCGCGAGGUCCGCCCACUCUCCGAGGUGAUCGCGUCCUCCACGCAGGCAACGUCCAAGGAACAACGCCCCGGUGGACGUGGUCCGACAUUGAACCGUCGUGGAACCGCUUCAGCAAAUGCACCAGGCAACCCCGGCGCUGCCCUUGACAACGCGAUUGCCGGGCGGGUCGCGAAACAGGAACAGCGCAUUCACGAGCUGAACCAGACCAUUGAGAGGCUUGAGGGGAAUCGAGCCACUGCCGCGCGCUCCGCUUCUCCGCGUGCAACAAACCGGCCCAGCCGCGCGCGUGACGCGGCUGUGGACGAGCCCGCACCGUGUCGCCAGCACACGGCGGCGGGCCGGGCCGUUGUCGAGGACAUGAUAAAGAUAUUGACGUACGACACGUCCGUCGCACAGCUCACCUUUUGGAUGCCGCCAUCCCUGCUCGAACGCCUCUUGGCGCGCGCUCUGCGUAUCACCAGCCCUGCGCACCGUACAAUGCUCCACAUGUUGCUGGCGCACGACGAGAAGCGGGCGGGGUGGAUUACCCGCCAGAUGCAGGUCUGGCGCAACACCAAAUGGGAGCACGGCCGCACUUACGUGUACAUCCUGCAUGGACUGCCAUACAAGACUGGCUCCAGCCCGCGCAUCUCUCUUCCGGCAACUCCGAGCGCGCUGGAGGUGCCACGCAUCUCUGGCAAGCAAUUCAUAGAACAUUUCCCUGCCGGGCCUGCAAGUUUCGAGCUGCACCCGUGGCAUCGCAACGCGGCGGGAAUUCCUUAUGCAACCGAGAAGUUUGAGCGCGCCAUAUUUGUCAGAACAUUAUAG
Molecule: messenger RNA, 1269 nt
Organism: Closterium sp. NIES-65
Lineage: Eukaryota; Viridiplantae; Streptophyta; Zygnematophyceae; Desmidiales; Closteriaceae
Source: the annotation of a GenBank genome assembly